This is a messenger RNA of Drosophila simulans, 767 nucleotides long. Its product is annotated as probable pseudouridine-5'-phosphatase. The transcript has a single exon. Bases 1 to 711 code for a protein of 236 amino acids. The record is from RefSeq and is a predicted model, not a curated record. NCBI's taxonomy places the organism in Eukaryota, Metazoa, Arthropoda, Insecta, Diptera, Drosophilidae. Gene Ontology annotation, molecular function: phosphatase activity.
AUGUCGGAGGAAGAGGCUGGUUCUAGGCUGUGUUCUUUUCAGCCAGUUACCCAUUGCAUUUUCGAACUCGAUGGUCUGUUGAUAGACAGCGAGCGUUUGAGAACGGAAACCGUUCAAAGGAUUCUGGAUCCCUAUGGUCAUACGUAUAGCUUCGAUCUGAAGAUGCGGUGCAUGGGAAAGCCGGAUUCCGAGCAGGCUGCUCUCAUCGUAAACACCUUCAAUCUGCCCUUCAGCAUGACGGAGUUUGAGAACCAACAGGAACUCCAGUGUCGUGGCAAAAUGGGUUUCAUUCGACUGAUGCCCGGUGUGGAGCGUCUACUGCAUCACCUCAAAUCGUUCAACAUUCCCAUGGCGAUCGGAAGUGGCUGCGGUAGGGAUUCGUUUAGGAUAAAGACGCGGCGGCACUCCAGGCUCUUCGAUGUCUUCCACCACGUGGUUUUGAGCGGCUCCGACGAAGAAGUCAAGGAGGGGAAACCUGCUCCGGAUGUUUUCCUCACCACCGCCUCUCGUUUCGACGAUUCGCCGGAGCCGAACAAGUGCCUGGUCUUCGAGUCCUCUUUAGUUGGAAUGGAGGCUGCUCUAGCCGCUGGCAUGCAGGUGGUCCUCGUGCCCGAUCCUCUGGUAUCCAUUCGCGCAAGUGCUCCGGCCACCUUGAGACUGCGAUCGCUAGAAGUAUUCAAGCCACAAUAUUUUGGACUGCCACCUUUGUGAGAUAUAUGUAACGUGUAGUUUGAAAUAAAAUUUUGCACCGUAUCAAUAAUUACAAA